Scomber japonicus (chub mackerel) is the source of this 852-nucleotide messenger RNA. RefSeq names its product muscle segment homeobox 1a (gene msx1a). Gene Ontology annotation, molecular function: DNA-binding transcription factor activity, RNA polymerase II-specific; RNA polymerase II transcription regulatory region sequence-specific DNA binding. The record is from RefSeq and is a predicted model, not a curated record. NCBI's taxonomy places the organism in Eukaryota, Metazoa, Chordata, Actinopteri, Scombriformes, Scombridae. Gene Ontology annotation, cellular component: nucleus. Gene Ontology annotation, biological process: regulation of transcription by RNA polymerase II; embryonic morphogenesis. The transcript is spliced from 2 exons. The coding region runs from base 1 to 852 and encodes 283 amino acids.
AUGGCCCCAUCGAUCGCCAUGUCAGCUUUGACCGCUGCUUUGAAAACCGAAGAUCUCCCCUCCCGCUCGGUCCUCGUCAGCAGAGGCGAGAAGCAGACGAGCCUGAGCCCAGCGGAGGAGACUGGAAAGCCCAAAGUGGCUAUUCUGCCAUUCAGUGUGGAGGCACUGAUGGCAGAUAGGAAACCGAGCAGAGAGGUGCAUUCCCCGGAUGCCCCGUCGGUCGCCGGGACGUCCCAAGUGCUUGGAAAGGGCGUACGGAUGGGCUCUUUCGGUAGUCUGGAUACUUCCGUUCCUGCUAUGCCCAUGAGCUCUUCGUUUUCAGUAGGCGAGCUUAUGAACAUGCCAGAAGACGUGUUGAUUAAACCUGAGAGCCCGGAUAGUCAAGAGAGGACUUCAUGGAUACAAAGCCCUCGAUUUUCUCCCACACCUCCACGACGGUUGAGUCCUCCUGCUUGUCCACUGCGAAAACACAAGACGAACAGAAAACCCCGGACCCCCUUCACGACGUCCCAGUUACUGGCCUUGGAGAGAAAGUUCCGUCAGAAACAGUACCUUUCCAUCGCCGAGCGCGCAGAGUUCUCCAGUUCCCUCAACUUGACGGAGACCCAGGUGAAAAUCUGGUUUCAAAACAGGAGAGCCAAAGCCAAGCGACUGCAGGAGGCAGAACUUGAAAAACUGAAAAUGGCAGCUAAGCCUAUGCUGCCUCCAGCUUUCGGGAUUUCCUUUCCUCUCGGUGCUCACGUCCCCGCAUCCUAUGCUGGCUCGCACCCGUUCCAGAGGCACUCGCUGCCGGUUUCCCCAGUGGGACUGUACGCCGCCCACGUCGGAUACAGUAUGUACCACCUGGCUUGA